AUGUCACCGGCGCGCGUUGCUCGGCGACUUUUACCGAGCACAUCCAGGCGAUAUUAUAAAGGCGCGUCGCCGGCGCCGCGCGCGUUCAGUCGACGCCGCGCCACCGUACGGAGCGGACGCACUUGUGAUGCAAUAGACCGUAACGGACAAACCAUGGAGGGGCCGCCCCCCAACCGCGAGCAAGAGCCAGACGAGGGCAUCGCCACCGACCGCCGGCCCUCUAGCGACGACCACGCGGAUUUGUCCGACACCGCUUCGGAGACUGGCUCCGGCGGCGGCAAGGACUCCGGCUGCGAAGUCGCCCCGGACUCUCAGGAGCCGCCCUACACGCCGCCGGACGACGAGCUUGCGAACAGGAUCGUGGCCCAAGUGGAGUUCUACUUCAGCGACGCGAACAUCACUAAAGACGCGUUCCUGCUCAAGCACGUCCGCCGCAACAAGGAGGGCUACGUGUCCCUCAAGCUGAUAUCGAGCUUCAAGCGCGUGAAGCACCUGACCAAGGACUGGCGGGUGGUCGCCGAGGCGCUGAAGCGGUCCACCAAGUUGGAGAUCAAUGAGCCGGGGACGAAGCUGAGGCGCGUGGACCCGCUGCCGCCGUACGACGAGACCACGCCGUCCAGGACCGUGGUGGCGGUGAGGAUGCCGAUAGAGCGGCCCACGGUCGAGAACGUUUCGAGGCUGUUCGCCGGCUGCGGUGAGAUCGCCUUGGUGCGGGUGCUCAGGCCCGGCAACCCAGUGCCGGCGGACGUCCGCCAGUUCCUCAACAAAAACCCCAGCUUGGUGAACUGCGUUUGCGCCCUGGUCGAGUUCACGGAGUCCGAGGCGGCGAGGGGCGCGCUGCGCCUACAAAGCGACGACGAGGAGGGCAUGAGGGUGUACGAGCUUAACGGGGUGCCGCGCGAGGCGAAACGCAAGGCGCCCGUGCGCCGGCCAUCGAGAAGACCGGAGUACUGCGACUACUCGUCGUGCUGCAGCGGCUCCGACGCCGAGUACGACUACCGGUAUGCGAACCCGUUCUACCGGAGAAGCUCGAGCGGCUUCUUCCCGCGCUCGCCCGAGGUGCAGACGUGGCUGCCGCGGCGGCCGUCCACCUGCAGCCACAGCUCGGACUCGGGGGUGUCAUUCUGCGGGUCGCGGAGGGCGUCCCAAGCGAGCACCGGCAGCGAGGGCUGGCUGGCGAGGCGGCUGUCCGGCUGCUCCCUGUCCGGAACAGAGUGCGGUGGCGGCAGACGGCUGUCUUGCGCUCCCAGGUUCGAACCCCGCGUGCCCCUCGUACCGGACGGCACUAGGGGCUUCCACGCGGCGUCUAGACAGCGCCGCAUAUCGGACCUCGCGCUGUACUCGCGC
Messenger RNA from Iphiclides podalirius (scarce swallowtail), 1347 nucleotides. The record is from the annotation of a GenBank genome assembly. NCBI's taxonomy places the organism in Eukaryota, Metazoa, Arthropoda, Insecta, Lepidoptera, Papilionidae.